Molecule: messenger RNA, 1091 nt
Organism: Balaenoptera musculus (blue whale)
Lineage: Eukaryota; Metazoa; Chordata; Mammalia; Artiodactyla; Balaenopteridae
Gene: NPM2
Product: nucleophosmin/nucleoplasmin 2
Exons: 7
Coding region: 275-823 (182 amino acids)
Biological process (GO): positive regulation of DNA replication; chromatin remodeling
Cellular component (GO): nucleolus; nucleoplasm; cytoplasm
Molecular function (GO): RNA binding; chromatin binding; histone binding
Source: RefSeq, a predicted model, not a curated record
GGUUGCGAGAGGGCCGGGCCCCGGGGCCGAGUGGACGUGAGACCGGGCACCGAGCCGCCUUCCCCGCGGCUGCCCGGCGCUGCACCCCCGGGGUGCUGGGAGGGCCGGCGGGGCAGCCGGGCCCCUCGCUCACCUCUCCCGCUCUGGGCGAUCUAAGCACCGUCCUUUGGCGGAGCGCUCCGCCUGGGUGUCCCCAGCUCGGGUGUGGGCUGCCUUGUCGGCCGGGGGUUGUAACGCGCCCUUCCUCGCAGCUGCUCGGCCCCAGCCCCGCAUCAUGAAUCUCAGCCGCACUAGCAGCACCUCCGAAAAGGCGACACUGGCCUUGCUCUGGGGCUGUGAGCUGAGCCAGGAGAAGCCGACUUGGACCUUCAGACCCCAGAAGGCGGGGAAGCAGGACUGCACGCUGUUGCUUAAUACGAUUUGCCUCGGGGAGAAAGCCAAAGAGGAGAUGAACCUCGUGGAGAUCCUGCCCCCAGCAAGCCAGGACGACAGAAAGAGGAAGCCCAUCACCCUGGCCUCUCUUCGGGCCUCCGUCCUCCCCAUGGUCGUCCUGGCGGGAUUGGAGCUUUCUCCUCCUGUCACGUUCCAGCUCCGGGCUGGCUCUGGACCCGUGUUCCUCUGUGGCCAGGAAUGUUAUGACCAAUCCUGGGAGGAAGAGGAGGGGGAGGAGGAGGACCUGGAGGAGGAGGAAGAAGAGGAGGAAGAGGAAGAAGAUGAUGAUGAUGAAGACAUAGAUGUGUCCCUGGAGAAGGAGACCCCUGUCAAACAAGUCAAGAGGCUGGCGCCCCAGAAGCACACAAGCGUUGCCAAGAUACCAUCCUAAAGACAGGAGCCCUGUGGGAAAGGCCAAAACCACACCCAGACCUAAAAAGCCAGGAUUCAAGAAAUGAGGAGCCAGGAGUGGCCUGGCCGCAGUGACCGAGGGAGGGCCCGUGAGACCACCGUGCUGAGUCUGAAUGUGAUGGACGUGUUGGGGGCGACACAAGACCUCCUCACCCCAACUCUCGGUUGCAGCAGGACCUGGAGGGAAGAGCCCCGACCUCAGACCCACAAUAAAGUUUGCUUUGCUAGGACCUUGUUGCAGCUGUCUC